AUGGCGAUGCGCGACUACGUACAGAUGGCUAGGCAUCUGGCGUCGUGUAUUAUUACGCACCUCAUGGACAUGUACACGCAGGUGAAUGUCUUUGUGGAUGGUAUGCGUGAGGGGCAGACACGCUUAUCGCACGAGCACGCCGAGCCUGCCACAUUGGAGGAGGCAUUUGCCAUCGCACUCCGUGAAGAGUUUAGGUCGGGUGACCGACGACGUGUCAUUAAUUAUAAGGGUGACGCUCGCACCGGGCGUCAAAUGGUUUGCUUUCGCUGUCGCAAGCCAGGACAUCGCGCGGCAGAGUGCCGUGCACCAGCGCCAAUAUCGGUGCAAGUAGUGGACGCCCAUCAUGAGGGUGCUGUACCGGCCGCACGUCCAAAAAACGGGCGGGACCAGUAG
Messenger RNA from Peronospora farinosa, 393 nucleotides. Lineage: Eukaryota; Oomycota; Peronosporomycetes; Peronosporales; Peronosporaceae. The record is from the annotation of a GenBank genome assembly.